Molecule: messenger RNA, 3243 nt
Organism: Closterium sp. NIES-65
Lineage: Eukaryota; Viridiplantae; Streptophyta; Zygnematophyceae; Desmidiales; Closteriaceae
Source: the annotation of a GenBank genome assembly
AUGCGAGUUCUCGUCCUCGCGGCGAUCGCAGCCGUCUGUCUCCCGUGGGGUAUCCUCGUUGCCCGCUCAUACCUCGCUGUCUCCCGUCUUCACUCCCUCUCCUCACACAAGCGGGCCGAGCCGACAGACCGCGUUUUGAACACAUUCGCUGAUUGGCGCUUGAUUUCAUUGCAUAUCCUAGCUGCGUUGCCAAUUCUGCCUACGGAUUGGCUGUUCUUCCGCAAUUCCAGCGCCAUACAUCCUCUCCACCUUCGUCGCCACGUCAGCGAUGACUUUUUCGCGCCUCGUGUACCUCCCUUACCAUGGUCAGUCAUUCCAGCUGAUAAAUCACCUGGAAAAUUCAGCGGCCAAUCAGAUGCCGCCAGCUCAGAGGCACAGGAGCGACGCGUGAAUGCAAGCGCGCCGAGCGGGCUGUGCAUAGCAAUCACAUCCGCGCCACGAUUGGACCCACAAAACUUGGAGCCCACGUGGCAGCGAGUCGUGCGGCUGCUGCAGGCAUUAGACUCGAGGCGCGUGGGCGCUUGGAAAGGCAAAGGUGAGGGGAGAAGUAACGCUGGUGGCAAUGCUAAUGAGGGGAUGGAGCAGGGAACAGAGAGAGUGGAAGGGGAAGAGGAGGGGGAAGGGGACGGAGAGGGUGAUGUGACUGCUGAUGAUGUGCCUAAAACGGGGGAGGAGGUGGAGAAGGCGAUUAGAGAGCUUAAAAAGCGGAAAGGGCUUGUGCUGGGUCAGGACAUGCGGAUCGUGCUGUACAGCUCAGCAUGCCACGUGGUUGACCCUGUGGACUUGCUGACUCAGCAGGGUGUCGUUUUUGGUGAGGAGCGCUGGAGGGAAACGAAGCCACCGCAGCAAGGAAAGAGGCGGGAAGUGAGGAAUGGUAGAGGAGGUGCAGUGGACAGGAAGAGUGGAAUAAGGAACGGUCAAGAGGCGCCAGCGAGAGGCAGGGGAGGAAGAGGGAGAGAGAUGAGCAGGCGGGAGAUGAUGGAUGAGGCAGUGAGGAGGUACGCUGCUGGCGCUGGUGUGAGUGAAACGUAUGUCCGACCCCUCAUUCAGGUGCUUGCUCAGGCCGCCUUUGACAGCAGCACCACCGUUGACAACCACACCCAAGCCAUCCGCAAUGUGGCAGCCAAUCUGUCCAUCCACGUGGAUAUCCUGCCAGCUCAUGCUGACGUGUGUACCUUUUUUGGGGAUGCCGGUAGGCUGCUGGCUGCUGUUCCGAAGCGGAUCAUCGAGAGGAAAGGGUGGGCUAGAUGGACAUGGGAGGCAAAGAUAGCUGUGGAUGCUAUUCACGCUAUGCAUCAGUGCCUGCUCACAAACCCAAAGUUUGUCCUCAUCUUUGAAGACGAUGUGAUGCCGGUGUGGCUGUGGGACGCUGGCAUUGAGCGGUUUCUCACGGUUGAUCUUCGUGAGAAGCCUCCUUGGGAUUUGGUGGCACUCUACUACCCGACGACAUAUCAUUGGGGUGCGAAGCACGGAGAUGCCUACGAUUUCCCCUGCUGCACUCAAGCAGACCUUUUCAGGGCUGAUGCUGCCAAGAAAGUGCGUCGCGUGGUUUCAUUCCUCGCGAUAUUUCUUCUCGCCGCGUCCCUCGCGCCGGGUCAUGCGGCGGAUUCCGAUGACUCCGCCACGGCCGCGCCUCCGCGGUUCGCGCGCGCGCGGCUGAGGCGGACGGGGGAGCUCACGCUCGAACGCAUCGCGGCGCAGCGCGAGUGGCUAUCGUCCGCUGCGUUCAAGCAGCGCCUUCUCUCCGCCAACGGUCUCCGCGCGGACGGCGCAGAAGUCGGCGCAAGCGGCGCCGAGCGCGGGCCGGACGUGGUGCCGCUGAACAAUUUCAUGGACGCACAGUACUAUAUGGAGAUCGGGAUUGGAUCGCCGCCGCAGACGUUUAAAGUCGUGCCCGACACCGGCAGCAGCAACCUCUGGGUGCCCUCGCGCCGCUGCUACCUCUCCCUGGCGUGUUUGAACCACGCCAAGUACGAUUCGCGCAAGUCGCGCUCGUACGAGGCGGACGGCACGCCGUUCGCCAUCCAGUACGGCAGCGGCGCGAUGAAAGGCUUCCAAUCAAAAGACGAUGUGACCGUCGGCGACGUGACUAUAACGGGGCAGACCUUCGCGGAGGCCACCAGCGAGCCGGGGCUCGCGUUUUUCGCGGCGAAAUUCGACGGGAUCAUGGGGCUGGGCUUUAAGGAGAUCUCCGUGAACGGCAUCGUGCCGCCGUGGUACAACAUGCUGGCGCAAGAGUUGGUGCCCGAGCCCGUGUUCUCCUUCUGGUUCAAUAGGGAUCCCGAGGGGGCGGCGGGCGGAGAGGUGGUGUUUGGGGGAGUGGACGAGGCGCAUUACAAGGGCGCGCACUCGUGGGCGCCCGUUAGCAGACGCGGGUACUGGCAGUUCGACAUGGGAGAUGUGCUCAUCAACGGCUCCACCACCAGCAUCUGCAAGCGUGGCUGUGCUGCCAUCGCUGACACCGGCACCUCUCUCAUUGCAGGCCCUUCGGCGGUGAUAGCGGAGAUCAAUGCGGCCAUCGGAGCCAAGGGCGUGCUGAGCGAGGCGUGCAAGCAGCUGGUGCACGACUAUGCUGUUAUCAUCAUCGACCUGCUGGAGCAGAAGAUGGACCCAUCUCUCGUGUGUCAUGCCAUUGGCCUGUGUGACGACAUGGCUGCAACCAUGGCUCACACCACGCCCACGCCCAGCAUGACCCGCCGCCUGCUUGGGUGGGAGGAGGACCCAGUCAUCCAGAUGCCCGGCGACCACGCUGACGUGGCAAAUGCCGUCGGUGACAAGGCGAGCAGCAGCAGCAAUGGCGGGCGAGUGGGCGAUCCCAAGUGCUCGCUGUGUGAGGCGACGGUGAUCUGGGUGCAGAACCAGCUGGCGAGGAACAAGACACGGGCGGAGAUCAUCAGCCACCUCAACAAGAUGUGUGAGCACAUUCCAAGCCCAGGCGGGCAGGCGCAGGUGGAUUGCAGCAAGGUGCACAAGAUGCCAGCUGUGGCCUUCACCAUCGGGGACAAGCAGUUUGCGCUACAGCCGGAGCAGUACGUGCUACAGGCGGGGCAGGGCGGCCAGCAGCUCUGCAUCAGUGGCUUCCUGCCCCUCGACGUGCCUGAGCCUCUCGGUCCCAUCUGUCAGCGUAGGGGCAGUGGUGCUGCCCUGCUGAGUCAGCAUGGGAGUGGUGGUGUGCUGGUCUGGGGCAGCAGCAAUGCGUUGCUGAGUCAGCAUGAUGGAGCAGCAUGUGUGCGUUCCUCCUAG